Molecule: messenger RNA, 5057 nt
Organism: Corapipo altera (White-ruffed manakin)
Lineage: Eukaryota; Metazoa; Chordata; Aves; Passeriformes; Pipridae
Gene: ANTXR1
Product: ANTXR cell adhesion molecule 1
Exons: 18
Coding region: 373-1914 (513 amino acids)
Cellular component (GO): membrane
Molecular function (GO): signaling receptor activity
Source: RefSeq, a predicted model, not a curated record
CCUCAAACCCUCCCUGUAUUUUCUGAAGUCUGUGACAAAGCAAGAUUUGUGAGGAGGCUGCUUCUGCUCUUGCAAAACAAUGGUGCUGCUUUCUGAGAGCUGCAAGGGAGACUGAGGGUCAAGUCCCUUUAAAAAAAAAAAAGUGAAAUACAGUAUUGUGCAUCUUGAAAUCUGAAACCGAGAAACAGAAGUGCAAGGGAAACAAGGGGGAAAGUCUUGCAAUUCCUGAGGACAACUGUUGCAAGUGGAGUUUUAAGGAAUACAACCUACAUAUAUACAUUUAAAGGUCAUUGAAUGGCUUUUGUGAAGAAACCUGUGAAAUAAGGGAGCCUUGGAAGAAGAGAUUUCUUUUUCUCCUCCUCUCUGGAUAUAAUGGCCAUUGCAAAGCAAAGCAUCUUGAGAUUUGGCUUCAAAUGUCUCUUCCUAGCAAUUUUUACACUCACCUGUGAUGGACACAGCGGGAAGAGGGAGAACGGGGGUCCUGCCUGCUACGGAGGGUUUGAUCUGUAUUUCAUUCUGGACAAGUCAGGAAGUGUCCUGCACCACUGGAAUGAGAUCUAUCACUUCGUGGAGCACUUGGCCCGCAAGUUCAUCAGCCCUCAGCUGAGGAUGUCCUUCAUUGUUUUUUCAACUAGAGGGACAAUUCUAAUGAGGUUAACAGAAGACAGGGAGCAGAUUCGCCAGGGCCUGGAGGAGCUGCAGAAGGUGCUGCCGGGUGGAGACACGUACAUGCACGAGGGAUUUGAAAGGGCAAGUGAGCAGAUUUACUAUGAAAAUGUUCAUGGUUACAGAACCGCCAGUGUCAUCAUUGCUCUGACGGACGGAGAGCUCCACGAGGACCUGUUUUUCUACUCUGAGAGGGAGGCGAAUCGGUCGCGUGACCUGGGAGCGACAGUGUAUUGUGUGGGUGUGAAGGACUUCAACGAGACCCAGCUGGCUCGGAUUGCCGACAGCAAAGAUCAUGUCUUCCCAGUGAACGAUGGGUUUGAAGCCCUUCAGGGGAUCAUAGACUCUAUUUUGAAGAAAUCCUGCAUAGAAAUCCUGGCAGCAGAGCCUUCCAGUAUUUGUGCAGGGGAGUCCUUCCAGGUGGUGGUGAGAGGGAAUGGAUUCCGACACGCCCGCAACGUCGACCGAGUGCUCUGCAGCUUCAGGAUCAAUGACACCGUCACUCUCAAUGAGAAGCCCUUUGUGGUGGAAGACACCUACCUGCUGUGCCCAGCACCUGUGCUGCGCGAAGUUGGCAUGGAAGCAGCUCUUCAAGUCAGUAUGAACGAUGGGCUGAGCUUCAUCUCCAGCUCCGUCAUCAUCUCCAGCACACACUGUUCCGAUGGGACCAUCCUGGCCAUCGCCUUGUUGAUCCUCUUCCUCCUGCUGGCCUUGGCUCUGCUCUGGUGGUUCUGGCCUCUCUGCUGCACUGUGAUCAUCAAAGAGCCUCCCCCACCUCCGGCAGAAGACAGUGAGGAAGAAGAUGAUGAUGGCCUUCCAAAGAAGAAAUGGCCAACAGUAGAUGCCUCUUACUAUGGUGGACGAGGAGUUGGAGGCAUCAAACGAAUGGAGGUGCGCUGGGGAGAAAAGGGCUCCACGGAGGAAGGGGCCAAGCUGGAGAAGGCCAAGAACGCGCGGGUGAAGAUGCCGGAGCAGGAGUACGAGUUCCCCGAGCCCCGCAGCCUGGCCAGCAGCAUGCGCAGACCCUCCUCCCCACGCAGGUGGUACUCGCCCAUCAAGGGGAAGCUGGACGCUCUCUGGGUCUUGCUGCGGAAAGGAUACGACCGUGUGUCUGUGAUGCGCCCUCAGCCAGGAGACAAGGGCCGCUGCAUCAACUUCACCAGAGUGAAGAACACCGAGGCCCCCCCCCCCCCCCCCCCCAACCGGCCCCCCCCCCCCCCCCGCCCCCCCCCUCGCCCCACAGUCUAGGGGGGGGUCGGCCUUGCUCCCGUCUCUUCCACGAGUGUCCCAGAGGCUCUUCCAGCAGUACUGUAUCACAUCCCUCCUGGGGGGAAGGGGGCAGAGGAACCGGAGCCUUCCUGGAACGGGUGACAGCAGAACCAGUGACUCCGUAGUCAUCUUUCUCCUUUAGUUUUCUCCUAUUUUUUGACUCCCUUGUGCAUUGGUGCCACCAAACUAUCGCAGCAAGAAAAGCCAAGAGGCUGCAGGAGCAGGACAAACAACUCCUGAGUUCCAUUCCAGCAAGGCUCUCCCCACUCCUGGUUCCCCUGUGCCCCAUCAUGGUGAUUCCAGGACACACUGGAAAAAAGGAAUGGAUAACUAGAGUGAGCUCUUAACAAAGGAAAUUCUCCCCAGGGAAGGACUGCAAAAGACUCUUCCAAGUGCAGACAUCCCAGCCAGCAACCUGGAGACAGCUGCACAAACGUCCUGGGACAAGGUUGGAUGUGUGGCAGGACACUGAUCCCCUCCUCCUCCUGUGCCAGCUGCCAAGGGAAUGGUGACAACAGCAGCUCUGCCAGCACAGGAACCCUCUAAAUGUGGGGAGAAUCACUCACAGGCAGCUGUUCCCACGGACCAGGAGCUGGAGAUGGGAAGGUGUUGGCAUCUCAGAGGGUCUGGAAAGGAGAAGGAGUAGGUCUCUGGGGUGUGGAUCCGAGGAUGUUGGUAUGUGGAAGUGCAGGUGGAUGAAAAUGGAGUGUAACAAGGAAAAUUAAUUACAUGGGAAGAUAAAGCAGUCAGGGCGUCACGAGACUGUGACCCCAUCCCUGAGGACACCAACAACUGGGGACAGGGCAGCCUGCAGUGCUGCCAGUGAGACAGAGGAGGUGGCAAACAUUGACGAAUCUGGGAAAGGUAAGGUUGGCAGGAGAGCCUUUGUGUUCAGUUUAGACAAUUAUGUGCAUCCAGUCAAUCACUCCACAGUUCUGAAGUGUAAUUUAAUGUUUCCACUUUAAAGGAGAACAUUCUGAAUACAAACCAAAGGUUUGGUGUAUCAAGGUCUCCAAAUCCAGUCUGCUUGGGCUCCUUGUUCCUGACAGUUUGAAAUGGUCACCACUGAUGCCUUCCUGUUUCUGUAAACCUUGUUCUUUUGCCCUAGAAAUGUUUUCACGUGGAUUUUUGUGUUUUCCUUUCCUUUCCUAAAUAAGUAGCAGAUGCCUCCCAAACUGGGAGUGAAGAAGAGCCAGUGUGCUUACUCACUCCUGUCAGCUCUCCACAGCAUCACUCCCAUUAGCAGUUGUUGACUAAGGCAAAACUCAGCCCACGGGACUCUCCAGAUGGGAAUCAGUCUGCCAAGGAAUGCACUGGCUGCAUUUCUCCUGCUUUCUCCUCACCUCCACGGGACCCCCACCACAUCCCUCUGCAUCACUCAUGCACACCUGUAUCCUACAGCAAACCUGAGCACCUGCCUUUGCAUCCCAGAGCCAGAGACGGGUGGGACCACUCAGCAUUCCAGCCAAACCUCUGGCUCCCUGGGUUCCUGUCGGGAUCAGUUCUCACAAAGCUCUGUCUCAAAGUCAUAUGAGAUGAACCAUCUUUGUAGCUGCAGUUCUGUGGAUAGUGAAGGGUUGUCACCUCGUUUUUUACCAGAUAAAGAAAUGCUUUGCCAAGUACUUCCUUCAGUGCUGUUGGAUAUAUUAAUUCUAGCUUUUUCUAGCAAAACAAGAGAGAAAAAGGAAAAAGAAAAAAAAUUACUCAAGGAGGAAAGGGAAGAGAGGAAAGAGACUCAGUGGAGAAUUGCCCUGGGCCCCUUUGGGUGGGGACAGGAGGGAGCCCUCAGCACAAGGCUCUGGGUCACUGUCACACACCAGCUUCACCCUCCCCAGGGUCAGGGUCAGGUCUUAGGUGAGAUGAACACCCGUCACGAUGGACCCCAGGAUCCAGCCCCCAGCCAGGGCUGGCUGUCCUUCCCAAAGGCUCCUCAGCUCCCCCCACACUGCUCUGGCUGCAGGCAGCACGGAGCAGUGCCCAGCUGGGAGCAAAACCACCAGUUCUGCUGCUCACCCCUUCAGGUUUAUCAGGUCCAGGCCGUGGUUGGUUCCACAGGACGACUUUGUGGUUGGCAGGUGGGAGGGAGAAGCUUUAACACCCUGACACAAGUUUGGUUGGAUUCCCUCGUGGGAUGGACGGGAUCUGGUUAGAAAAAGAGCUGUUUGGUUUGGUUUCAUGAUGGAAGGUGUAAAAACUGGGAAUGGUGUAAUACAGGAUCAAUAGAUAUGGCCCUAACAGAUCCUCAGUAUUCCAAAAAGGGUGGAAAGGAAAGGAAGUUGAUUUUCAAUAUGGCAUUGGGAAUUUUAUUUUUUAAGUGUCAAUUAACCAAUAAAUAAACUGGUUAAUUAACCAGUAAACCUACUGCUGGGGGAAAAAUAAAAGCAGUGUAUUCUCCAUGACUUCUUGCAGAUGUAUAUAGAAUAUUCAUUCUCUCCAAAGUAAGGGAAAAAAACCCUACAGAUUUAAAGAAGCAAAACAAAGCGUAGAUCAAGCCUAGGCUAGAAAAACCCUGAUUUUCAAAUCCCCCCUAUGCAAUCAUCCAGUUCGUGAAUGAAAAACAAGCUCCAAAUUUUUUGUUGUACAUAUUGUUGCUGCAUGCUUACCAUAUGUUAGAUGGAAGCAUUUCCUAUCCCUUGUGGAUAAAAGAACAUUUUUCAAGUUGUAGUAAAUUAUUCUAAAGCCAAUGACAUUUCAUGGCAUGUUAUCGUAUCAAGCUGUGCUUGUUGUAUUUUUUCUUUACGAUUGUAUUGCUUUGUUUUAUAAAUGUACAAAUAUUUCCUGUAGUGACGAACACCUGUUUUGCAUGGCAUUAAUUGAGGCACUGCAGCUCCAGGCCACACACCCCCUUGCUCCAUUGGCAAAGGGGUCGAUCUGGGGUGGGAUCCGGCCGGAGCACAGUGGGGGACAAAGCCAAGCGCUCCCAGUCUGCAGUAGGUUGGCUUUGGAGACACUUCCUAAUGUUCUCAGAAAAACUGAGAGCAUUUUUGGUGGUGAAUUUUGUACCUGAUUUGUAUUUAGGAAAGAAUUCCUCCCUGUGAGGGUGGUGAGGGGCUGGGAUGGACUUCCCAGAGAAGCUGUGGCUGCCCCAUCCCUGGAAGGGUCCAAGGACAGGUUGGAGCAAC